This is a messenger RNA of Symbiodinium sp. CCMP2592, 519 nucleotides long. The record is from the annotation of a GenBank genome assembly. Lineage: Eukaryota; Dinophyceae; Suessiales; Symbiodiniaceae.
AUGUCCCUGCAGGUGCGGAACCUCUUGGGUGUCAGCCAUGUGGUGACAGAGGCGAGCCUAGGCCAACGGCCCCUACCGGUGGGGAGGCAGCCGGCUGAGCACACUGCAGCUUGGGCAUAUGAGUCUGACGGGUCUUGGAAGGGCGGAAAGUCCAAGGGUGUGCCAGAGCAUUACAGCUACGAGUUGAUGGACUGGUCCUGGAAGGGCGGCGGAAAGUCCGCGGGUGGAAAGCCAUCAGAGCACUACUUGGACUGGUCCUGGAAGGGUGGCGGAAAGUCCCAGCCGGAAAGCCCUCGGAGCACCACGAGUUGGACUUGUCAUGGAAGGGCGGAAAGUCUGCAGCUGGAAAAUGGACCCAAGGUCUUCGACGAGGAGCCACAGUACAACUACGGACCGGGGCCGACGGUGACAGAGGUCUUCGAUGAGCCACUGCCACACUACAGGGCGGGGCCAACGGUGACGGAGGUCUUCGAUGAGCCACACUACGGGGCGGGGCCAAGGGUGACGGAGAUCACGGAG